AUGAAUGGCACAAACAUCAAGAAGGCCGCGAUAAGUAAAGCCAAGGAGGUCGCGCAGGCCGCCAACGGCAAUGGCAACAAGAAGCGCAGAAAAGGCCAGGACCUGAAGCCGAUAAUCACCACAGAAAAGGCGCAAGGUAGCUUGGAUUCCAGUCCUGCGAGCGCGACUAACAGCGCCCACAUCAAUCCUACAAACACGGCCUCGCCUCUGUCACACCAUAAAGUCUACAACACCACACAAUUAGGCCGAUCGCCGUCUUCAUCCUCCUCGUCCGCCGAAGAUGCCGCUGAGAACACUGCAGACGAGGAGGACUCAGAGGACUACUGCAAAGGCGGCUACCACCCGGUACACGUAGGCGAGCAGUACAAGGAUGGCAAAUACACAAUUGUGCGGAAGCUAGGUUGGGGUCACUUCUCGACCGUGUGGUUGUCGAAGGAUAAUACGACGGGAAAGCAUGUAGCCCUCAAAGUAGUGCGAUCUGCAGCCCACUACACAGAGACCGCGCUUGACGAGAUCAAGCUGCUGAAGAAGGUGGUCGAAGCCAACAAAGAUCAUCCCGGCAGGGCGCACGUUGUCAGUCUACUGGAUUCAUUCAAUCAUAAAGGCCCGAACGGCGUCCACGUGUGUAUGGUGUUUGAGGUGCUCGGUGAGAAUUUACUAGGCUUGAUAAAGAAGUGGAACCACAGGGGUAUCCCAAUAGAAUUGGUCAAACAGAUCACCAAGCAGGUCCUGCUCGGUUUAGACUACUUGCACAGGGAGUGCGGCAUCAUCCAUACCGAUCUUAAGCCGGAAAACGUCCUAAUCGAAAUCGGAGAUGUCGAGCAGAUUGUCAAGACCUACGUCAACGACGAACCUAAGAAAAAGGAUGACAACCCCAACGGACGAAGGAGAAGACGGACUCUCAUUACUGGAAGUCAGCCUCUACCGAGCCCUCUCAACGCGAGCUUCAGCCAAUCCGACCUCUUUAACUUCUCUGGCAGCACGCAGAGUCUGAACAAAGUCGUGAACGAGAGCGCAGGCUCCUCAAAGCCUGCAUCCGCCGCCUCAUCUGGAUUAUCGUUAAGAGAGCAGCUGGGUAUCAAAUCCACCGGGAGCGAAGCCGAUGUCCAGAAAGAGCGGGAAAAGACUGCGGAUCUGCUCACGAAGGACAUCUCGGGUAUUGACCUGGGCAAGACGACCUCGAGUAACUCGUCAACGAAGGAGAAGCUGCAAGAGGACGUGGCUUCCGACACCAUAUCAGUCAAGAUCGCCGAUCUCGGUAACGCAUGUUGGGUUGGACAUCACUUCACAAAUGACAUUCAAACAAGGCAGUAUCGAUCACCAGAGGUGAUACUCGGCGCAAAAUGGGGUGCCAGCACCGACGUGUGGAGCAUGGCAGCCAUGGUCUUCGAACUGAUCACAGGUGAUUACCUCUUCGACCCACAAUCUGGAACCAAAUACGGCAAGGAUGACGACCACAUCGCGCAAAUAAUCGAGCUUCUCGGCCCCUUCCCCAAAUCCCUCUGCAUCGCCGGCAAGUGGUCGCAAGAGAUUUUCAACCGCAAGGGUGAGCUACGCAACAUCCACCGGUUACGCCACUGGGCUCUGCCCGAUGUGCUGAAGGAAAAAUACCACUUCAACGUAGAGGACGCGAAGAAAAUCGCUGACUUCCUCUUACCACUCCUGGAGCUGCUGCCGGCAGAUCGCGCGAACGCGGGCGGUAUGAGCAAUCAUGAGUUCUUGGAUGGUACGAAGGGCAUGGAGAACGUGAAGCUGGAUAUUCCGGUAAGGAGUAAGGGUGAGGGCAUAGAGGGAUGGGCGAGCGAGGUCAAGAAGCAACGGUAG
This is a messenger RNA of Coniosporium apollinis CBS 100218, 1824 nucleotides long. RefSeq names its product CMGC/SRPK protein kinase. Lineage: Eukaryota; Fungi; Ascomycota; Dothideomycetes. Gene Ontology annotation, molecular function: protein kinase activity; ATP binding. The record is from RefSeq and is a predicted model, not a curated record. The transcript has 5 exons. The coding region runs from base 1 to 1824 and encodes 607 amino acids. Gene Ontology annotation, biological process: spliceosomal complex assembly; regulation of mRNA processing; protein phosphorylation.